AUGGAGGACCCUCGUUACAACUUUUUCAAUAUGACUGGUCCUAUUGGUAUUCCUCGCACGCGUGAUGGACGCGAGAUCAAAAGUGGCGUGGCAGCGGUCGUGCGGAGGCACAUUGAGACCAAGCACUGUGGCCAGUUUCAGUUCCGGGGUCUCUACGUGGUGAGCUACGAGGACUCUGUGGCCUGGUUCGGUUACCCGGCCGACGAUACGGAGGGUUAG
This is a messenger RNA of Penicillium cataractarum, 219 nucleotides long. RefSeq lists its product as uncharacterized. Bases 1 to 219 code for a protein of 72 amino acids. Lineage: Eukaryota; Fungi; Ascomycota; Eurotiomycetes; Eurotiales; Aspergillaceae. The record is from RefSeq and is a predicted model, not a curated record. The transcript is spliced from 5 exons.